AUGGCCAUCACAAGUCUUCUCCUUGUUCUUCUAACCGUGAGAUACGCCGACUCAUUGCCCCUGUCUGCUGCAGGGAGAGAGAAGGCGACGGAGAACUGGCAACUCGGCAAGAAAUACCUGGAGCAGUUCUAUAACCUCCCAGCUGAGCUCAAUGGAGAAUUGACAGAUUCUGAAGUUGUAGAGCAGAAGAUCCGUGAGGUACAGAACUUCUUCCACCUGGAGGUGACGGGGAAGCUGGACACCAAAACCCUGGGGAUGAUGACCAAAGCCCGCUGUGCAGAGAGUGAUGUCGACCAGUUCAGAACCAAAUGGCUGAGCACUAACCUGACGUUUCGGAUAGUGAAUUACACCCCUGACCUGAAGAAGUCAGAAGUGGAUAGAGCCAUUCGCAAAGCAUUCAACGUAUGGAGCAGGGUGACUCCGCUGGUGUUCGAAAAAUUGUACAAGGGCAACGCAGACAUCAUGAUCAGUUUCGUGAGCAAAGAGCAUGGAGACAAUAACCCAUUUGAUGGCCCCGAGGGGCUUUUAGCUCAUGCUUAUGCUCCCGGGAAGAACCUUGGUGGUGACGUACACUUUGACGAUGACGAGAGGUGGACCAGCGACUCAACCGAGUACAACCUGUUCCUGGUGGCCGCCCAUGAGUUUGGUCACGCUUUGGGUCUGUCCCAUUCUACAGACCCUGGAGCACUGAUGCAUCCAAUGUACUCCUACAACCAGGGCUACCCCUUGUCUGAAUUGGACGUCCAUGAGAUACAAGCAUUGUAUGGCCCGAACCCCACAAUUCAGCAUGUGAAACCAAAACCUCGUGCCCCAGAGAAGUGUGACCCCAUGCUGAGCAUUGAUGCAGUGACAGAAUUAAGAGGAGAAAGAAUCAUUUUCAAAGACAGGUUUCACUGGCGUUUACACCCUCAGCAUUUUGAAGCUCACCAAGAACUGAUUAAAUUCAACUGGCCUUUCUUGUCAGAAAGAGUGGACGCAGCCUACGAGAGUCCCCAAAAAGACAGGGUGUUCAUAUUUAGUGGUAUCAGAAUGUGGGCCCUCAACGGAUAUACCCUGGAUGAAAGCUACCCGAAAUACAUCCACAACCUUGGUCUGCCCAAAAAUGUGCACAAAAUAGAUGCUGCUGUCAACAUCCAGGAUACCGGCAAGACCCUGCUCUUCUCUGAUGACCAGUACUGGAGUUAUGAUGAGGACAGUAACACUAUGGACACUGGAUAUCCAAGGCUUAUAGAGGAAGACUUCCCUGGUAUUGGGACAAAGGUGGAUGCUGCUGCCUACCAUUAUGGAUAUUUGUAUUUCUUCCACAAACAUCUUCGAUUUGAGUACAACUACAGGGAAAGGAGGGUCACUCAUGUUCUGAGUACCAACUCAAUUCUUAACUGCUAA
Scleropages formosus (Asian bonytongue) is the source of this 1386-nucleotide messenger RNA. RefSeq names its product collagenase 3-like. The record is from RefSeq and is a predicted model, not a curated record. Gene Ontology annotation, cellular component: extracellular matrix. The transcript is spliced from 10 exons. The coding region runs from base 1 to 1386 and encodes 461 amino acids. NCBI's taxonomy places the organism in Eukaryota, Metazoa, Chordata, Actinopteri, Osteoglossiformes, Osteoglossidae. Gene Ontology annotation, molecular function: zinc ion binding; metalloendopeptidase activity. Gene Ontology annotation, biological process: collagen catabolic process; extracellular matrix organization; proteolysis.